Leishmania braziliensis MHOM/BR/75/M2904 is the source of this 2118-nucleotide messenger RNA. Its product is annotated as putative pre-mRNA splicing factor ATP-dependent RNA helicase. The record is from RefSeq and is a predicted model, not a curated record. Lineage: Eukaryota; Euglenozoa; Kinetoplastea; Trypanosomatida; Trypanosomatidae. Gene Ontology annotation, cellular component: intracellular anatomical structure. Bases 1 to 2118 code for a protein of 705 amino acids. Gene Ontology annotation, molecular function: ATP binding; RNA binding. The transcript has a single exon.
AUGGAGGCGAAUCACAGCACCCGGAAUCAUUUAACGGGAAGAGCAUACAGCUCUCACUACUUCACUCUUUUGAAAAUCCGCGAGCAGCUCCCUAUUUCUGCGGCCAAGUCGCGUAUUCAAAAGCUGGUGAGUCAGUAUCAGACGCUACUUCUUGUUGGAGAAACAGGGAGUGGAAAGACCACUCAGGUUCCUCAGUACAUUUUGGAGCUCAAACCGGAGCGUAGAAUUGCUUGCACGCAACCUCGGCGUGUUGCUGCAACAAGUGUGAGUGAGCGUGUCGCUGAAGAGAUGGAUGUUGAGCUCGGCGAGGAGGUAGGCUACUCUAUUCGCUUUGAUGACAAGUGUUCUGAGAAAACACGCCUGAAAUACCUGACAGAUGGUAUGCUUCUGCGUGAGGCGAUGGUGGACCCGCUGUUGAGCUCCUACAGUGUAAUUGUUCUUGAUGAAGCUCACGAACGCACUGUGUCCACCGAUAUCUUGAUUGGCACCUUGAAGGAGCUUCUUCCAAAGCGGCCGGAUCUUCGGGUUGUAGUGAUGUCUGCGACCCUCGAAGAAAAGCGCUUUCAAGAGUAUUUUCCCAAGGCACCGCUUGUUCAUAUUUCUGGCCGUAUGUAUGGAGUUGAGGUAUACUACUCAAAGGCGCCAGAAGCUAACUACGUAGAAGCGGCCAUUCGCACAGCAACACAGAUUCAUCUUUAUGAAGGCGAGGGAGACAUUCUUAUAUUUUUGACCGGUGAAGAUGAAAUCGAGACAACUGUGGAACGCCUGCAAAAUGGUAUCCGGAUGGCAGAGCACAGCAGCGCCAACUGCCAUCACGGCCCCGUUGUAGUAUUGCCCUUGUACUCUGCUCUACCACCGUCACAACAGCGAAAGGUGUUUAAGACAGCUCCAGAGGGAACGCGGAAAAUAGUUGUGGCCACAAAUGUGGCCGAAACUUCAUUGACAAUUGCCGGGGUUGUUUUUGUGGUUGACUGCGGUUUCUCAAAGCAAAAGGUUUUCAAUCCGAAGCUUCGAGUCGAGUCGCUACUCGUAACUCCAAUUAGCCAGGCGAGUGCUCGGCAGCGCUGCGGUCGUGCUGGACGUACUAAGCCGGGAAAAUGCUUUCGGCUGUAUACGGCAAAAUCUUUUCACUCAGCCUUACAGCCCAAUACGUACCCUGAAAUUCUUCGUUGCAACCUCGGCAGCAUUGUUUUGCAUAUGAAAAAAAUGGGGAUCGAAGAUUUGGUCAACUUCGACUUUGUUGAGCCGCCUGCACCCGAGACGCUGAUGCGCGCGUUAGAGUUGCUCAAUUUCCUUGGCGCACUGGACGACGAUGGCAAUCUUACAAAGGAGGGGAGCUUGAUGUCAGAGUUUCCUGUAGAUCCAGAAAUGGCAUCGAUGCUUUUUCACAGCCCUAAGUUCGGGUCUUCUGAGGAUAUUGCACGAAUUUCUGCCAUGCUGUCAGUGCAAAAUCCAUUCAUCACACCCUCAAAUGACCAGCGAGGCCGUGCGAUGCGGUGCCGCGAACAGUUCUAUCAUCCAACAGGAGAUCACAUUGCGUAUCUGAACGCUUUCAAUGCUUUCUACGAGGUGAACAAUCAAAGCACCUCUUGGUGCACAGAGAACUAUAUCAAUCCUCGUGUGAUGAAGCAGGCAGUGAAUAUUUACCGUCAACUUGUCGGAAUUUUGCGCCGCCUGAAUUUGCCUAUUAACAGCACGUAUACUGCACAACAGCGGCACGUGCAGCAUGAGGAUGCUCCAGCGGAGUUGGAAUUCGCGAACGAUGUUCGGCGUGCCAUCGUGAAAGGGUACUUCACAAAGGUGGCGCUCUCUCUUCCAACAAAGCACCAGUUUAUGACACUCAAAGACGAUGUGAAGUGCCUUCUUUUUCCAUCGACAUACCUGAACCGCCGCCCCAAAUUUGUAGUGUUUAACGAGCUAGUCCUCACUAGUAACACGUACAUAAGAACGGUAACAGCUGUCUCCGAAGACUGGCUGCUCGAGUCGAGUCCUUCGUACUUCGCCCAGGAUGAGUUUGAAGGAGUUACAAAGCAGGUUUUUGAUGACAUUUUCCGGAGGGCAAACAAGGAAAAAGAGCGUCGUUCGAAGCGAACACGGUCACCCACUGGUGAUGACUAG